Messenger RNA from Manihot esculenta (cassava), 1422 nucleotides. Its product is annotated as GDSL esterase/lipase 7. The coding region runs from base 75 to 1151 and encodes 358 amino acids. The record is from RefSeq and is a predicted model, not a curated record. Gene Ontology annotation, molecular function: hydrolase activity, acting on ester bonds. The transcript has 5 exons. NCBI's taxonomy places the organism in Eukaryota, Viridiplantae, Streptophyta, Magnoliopsida, Malpighiales, Euphorbiaceae.
UUCACAUUUUCCUUCACACGAAGAAAGCAAGCAAGCACACUCAAUGAGUUUCACAUAAAAAGGCCAGUCCUAGUAUGCAGGACAUUCAGACAAUGAGGAAGCUGAUUUUGGUGUUGGUUUUGUUCCAUCUGGAAACGAGUUACUGUGUGCCGCUUGUACCAGCACUUUAUGUGUUUGGAGAUUCCUUGUUUGAUAGUGGUAAUAACAAUCUCUUGCCAACCUUUGCCAAAGCUAAUUUCUUUCCUUACGGUCUCAAUUUUGCUAAAGGAGUUACAGGACGAUUCACCAAUGGCAGAACUCUUCCUGAUUUUAUUGCUGAAUUCCUGAGGCUACCAUAUCCUCCUCCGUAUCUCAGCGUUAGGACAUCCGCUCCACUUACUGGUCUGAAUUUUGCAUCUGGAGCUUGUGGCAUUCUACCACAAACCGGGACCGUUUUGGGAAAAUGCUUGAAUUUGGAAGAACAGAUCAAUUUAUUUCAAGCUAUUGUUAAGUUAGAGCUACCAAAACACUUGAAAAGCACCAUAGAGAUUUCAAAUCACUUAGCCAAGUCUAUAUACGUAUUUUCUAUAGGCAGCAAUGACUAUAUCAACAACUACCUUCAGAAAGCAAUUUACGACUCCAGCCGAAAGUAUACUCCUCAAGAGUUUGCAAACCUCCUCUUGUCUAAACUCUCUCUGAGUUUUGAGAGGUUGUACAAGUUAGGAGCUAGGAAGAUUGUAAUGUUCGAGAUCGGUCCUAUCGGAUGCAUCCCAUCGAUUGCCAAGAAAAAUAGAAAGAAUGGAAAAUGUGAUGAAGAAUCCAACCAUUUAGUCUCCUUUUUCAACAACAGACUUGCUGGAGUGCUUCAAAAUUUGACAUCUAAUCUCCAUGGAUCCAUGUUCGUUUAUGGCCAUGUCAAUUGGCUAGGCUACGAUGCCAUUAUAAAUCCUUCUAGAUAUGGGUUAGUUGAUUCAAGCAAUCCUUGUUGCAAGACUUGGGGCAAUGGGACUUCUGCCUGCAUUCCAUUGAUACCACCUUGUCUUAAUCCAAAUAAACAUUAUUUUUUUGAUGCUUAUCAUCUCACUGAAACCGUAUGUUCUGUUAUAGCGUCUCGUUGUAUCAAAGACAAAUCAGUCUGUUCUCCGACGAUAACUGAGAUUUUGUUGAAAUAGCAAAAGCAAGGCGGUGUGCUUCAGGAUUCGGUUUUUGUUGUGCUGAAUGCUCACAUACGUGUCGAAGAAUUUCUUUGUUUAUGUGCUUAUUGCUCUUCAUGUGUUUCCAGGUGUCUUCUGGUUGCCCAAGUGUCUUUAUUUUGGCUUAGUGGGUUUUGGUUUCAGUUUUUUUUUUUUUUUUUCCCUUGUUUGCUCGUGGAAGAGUUGUAAGUUUUAUCUUCUUAUUUCUUAUUCAAUAAAAUAUAUAAAUAAAGGCUAAACUUGUUCAAAU